Molecule: messenger RNA, 4642 nt
Organism: Topomyia yanbarensis
Lineage: Eukaryota; Metazoa; Arthropoda; Insecta; Diptera; Culicidae
Gene: Caper
Product: RNA-binding protein 39
Exons: 6
Coding region: 2423-4084 (553 amino acids)
Biological process (GO): mRNA processing
Cellular component (GO): nucleus
Molecular function (GO): RNA binding
Source: RefSeq, a predicted model, not a curated record
AACGAACCAUCAGCCUGUGACUGUGCGUGUAGAUUAUACAGUGUUGAAAAUUUUUGAAAAUUAUUCUAAAAACAUUGUUUUUCCAUCCUAAAUUAUCAUUAAUCCAUACAAGAACAUUACUAGAACAACCGGUGGGCUGAUACAACAACCAGUUAGUCGUGAAUCGGCAUGAAAAGCGGAUUUUCUGAUCAGGGCUAUCAUCUACAUAAUCCCCAAAUUUCGGACAAGAUGGCGACGGAAGAGUUUGAUGUCGAAGAGCUCCUCGAGGCUCCGUAUAGAAAGGAGGUGAGUAAUCCCUAGUUGGAAGUUAAUGGCCGGGGUUAGAUUAUGGUGCGAUUUCUGUUAAAUAGCUCUGCAUUUUAAUAUCGUCGAAGGUUUAUUUUCAUUAUUUGAAAUUAAUUCAUUAUAUUGGGGGAGGUUUUCGGUGUGGUGCAAGUUAUACUGCAUCUUGAUCCAUGUAAUGAACGAAUGUGUUUUGCAUUUUGCAAACCUGCUGCAAUAUUAGUCCUGAAUUAUGGGCUUUCCGAAACCUGGAAAGUACGCAUACGUAAAACAAAAAACUACAUACUACUGCAUAAAAAAAAUAUUUAGUGCGAAGAACAUGUUAAUCGUUUUCAGGUUCGACUGAAUAAGUCGAGUUAUGACAUAAUUGAACACAUGAAAGUAAUAAAUAAGGAACACAAUCAUCGUAUAAGCCGAUGAAAAUGUGAAAAAGCAAACAAUUUUUCGAUAGCCUAAUAUAUCGAGGAUUUUCAAUCAAACUCACGUAUCCUAUGUAAAGUUUUGCUCUAAAUCUGCAAUAAAAUGAUUCGAUAAAUGUAUGUGAGAUAUAAAUUGUAUUAUCCUAUUUUAGAUCGUGUCGACGGAACCGAAACGACGUCUAGGCACUGCUAAAAACUUUUUGAAGGCAAGUUGAAACAGUUUCUUUCCUUUUGACUUUACAUUGUGCUGCAUUGUUUAUUAAUGUGGUAUCGAAAUGUAUGUUCUUUCCCAUGUGUAAUUGAAGUCGUUUCUUAUUGACACUCGAGUUGUUGCUGCACUUGUAAUAAUCAAGCAAAUGUCUCCUUAUUUGUCCAGGUGUCGAUAGUAAAAAGCAAAAACAAUAGGCACAUUUGCACCCAACAGAACAGCUUCUUUCUAAAAAAAAACACAUCCAGAAAAAGGUCGACUAAAGCGGGUGUCAACACGACAUUAGAUCGAAGAAGUGCUCGUCUUUUACCCCACUGGAAACUGCCGUGCAAGAGAAGCACAGAUAGAUAAAUGCCGAGCAUGCCGAAUAAGAGCAAAGUAAUGACCAGCCAAAUAUGCCAGCGGAUUUGUGUCUUGUAUACGUUUCUGAACAGUGGGUGCAUGGGUUUCAGUUACCGAAAAAUGGCCGAUUCAAGCAUGGUAGUUGCAUCUUUCGUUUUAGAUCCCUCCACGUCCGGUUUGGUGUCGGCGAUCAUCGUUCUACAUCAUUGUCAAUAUAAAGAUCAAUGAGCUCUCUUUGCAGGUUGUUACGGCAUCGGUCGUUCGCCAACUCUUAUCUUCCCUCGUCCUAAUUUUGAGCGUGUAUGUAAGGUCAUAAUGAUUGCUUUUUUGGGUCUCUUCUAGGUCAUGGCUAAUCAGCAAUACCAGUUCGUCACCGUCGAUCGCCUUUCUCUUGGGUUUAUAAGUUUUUAUACAAAUCGGCCUCCAUGCUUGAAUUGGUACUUACGGGACUGACUCAUCUAUUCUCUUAGUCAGGUUUGCGAUUAGCUCUCUUUGCUGGCUAUGGUUGUGAUUAAGGUUUUUCUAUUGCAUUGGGAUUAAAUGGCAACACACAAACUACCUCAAAGGUCACCGGUUGAGAUAAUUCAUAAAGCAACUUUAUUUAAAUGUUUGAAGCCUUUUCCAGAUUACAAUCAAAGGGGCCUUUGAAGUGGAACUAUAACCAUUGAUCCCAUCAAUUGUAGAGCCGACGUUACACUAUGAGCCACCGAGAAGCUGCAAGCAAACCUUAUCCUACACUCAUAAACUUCUAGCUAUGAAACGUUUUCAAAGGCAAUGUUUUCCCUUACAGAUCGAUUGGUUUUAAAGCAUUUUAUGUGCAUGUUCCACAAGCCGAAUGCGUUCAAUAGACUCGGUAACUGGCUGCAAUAAGGUAGAAUAUGAAAUUUCGGACUAUUACUCUAGGAUUCUAAUUGUAAAAAAAAAUCAUGUUAACCAAGCGAGUGUAUUAGCCAGAAGCAAGAUUCCUCAUAUCUCAAGCGUAUUAUUUUUGCAGACAGUGCGAACUCUGUGUGCCACACUUGUUUUCCUUCGCCCACGGUGUGGGUGUAAUGCGUGUACAAAUACAAAUAAUGCACCCCGAUGUAGUGUCGUGGUCGGUCAAUUGUACGGAGUUGGUUGAGGUCCCCGAACCAGAAGGGAUCUCAUUCCGAACGAUGACAGUACGAUACAAAUGGAUGACGGAUCACCAUCAAAUUAUGGAACAUAUAACGGCGAAAAACGAGACCGGGAUAGUGGUCGCAGCAAGUCAUCCAGGCAUCGUAGUCGUUCACGGGAGCGAGAAGAGAGAGGUAAAAGUCGCAAGGAUCGUUCCCGUUCCCGGGAGAGACGUGACAAAGACAAGGGCAGAGAUAAGGAUCGCGAGCGUCACAAGGACAAGGAACGCGAGCGUCGAGCUAGCAAGGAUAGAUCUCGUUCCAAAUCUCACGGUGGACGGGAUCGUUCUAGGGAGAGAAAGGAGAAAGACCGAAGACAUUAUGAUCGUCCUAAAGAAUACGAAAAAGACUAUGAUCGCGAUCGUGUUCGAGAGCGAGAUCACCGUGGUGAUAUACAUCGUCCCCGGGAACGGUUCCCGCCACAUCCACGAGAAAAGGACUUCCGCCGGCGCAGUCGCAGCAAGGAUAAAAGUUUUCCUACAACUUACAGACGCCGUUCCCGCUCGCCCAGACCUUUCCGCCGAGGCCGGACACCGCCCAACGGCGUUCGCUAUCCUUUCCGGGAUGCUUCUCCACCGGAGGAACUUAGCGCGGAGGAGCGCGAUGCACGUACCGUUUUCUGUAUGCAACUGUCACAGCGAAUUCGCGCUCGUGAUCUAGAGGAAUUCUUCUCCAGUGUGGGCAAGGUCCGGGAUGUAAGGCUUAUCACAUGCAACAAAACGCGACGAUUUAAAGGAAUAGCCUACAUCGAGUUUAAGGAUCCGGAAUCGGUUGCGCUGGCGCUUGGACUGUCCGGGCAGCGAUUGCUAGGAAUACCAAUUUCGGUGCAGCACACACAGGCCGAGAAGAACCGCUUGGCCAAUUCACCUCCAGCACCACCGCCAAAAGUGACGUCUGGACCGAUGCGAUUGUACGUUGGUUCUUUACACUUUAACAUCACAGAGGACAUGCUUCGUGGUAUUUUUGAGCCAUUCGGAAAGAUCGAUCUCAUUCAGCUCAUCAUGGAUUCGGAUACUGGUCGAUCGAAGGGAUACGGAUUCAUAACAUUCCACAACGCAGACGAUGCGAAGAAAGCGCUGGAACAGUUGAAUGGUUUCGAGUUGGCUGGACGCCCGAUGAAGGUCGGUAAUGUGACGGAACGAUUGGAUGUCACAACUCACGCAUCGCUCGACACAGAUGAAAUGGACCGCAGUGGCAUCGAUCUCGGAGCCACCGGUCGGUUACAGUUGAUGUUCAAACUUGCAGAAGGGGCUGGUCUGGCAGUUCCGCGAGCAGCUGCUGAUGCAUUACUCGCCACUGCACCACAACCUGCCCCACAGCAACCGGUUCAACAGUCGCCACCGAUUGCCACCCAGUGUUUCCUGCUAACAAAUAUGUUCGAUCCGGCGACUGAAACCAACCCCAACUGGGACAGUGAAAUCCAGGAUGAUGUAGUUGAGGAAUGCAACAAGCAUGGCGGAGUAAUGCACGUGUAUGUCGACAAGCAAUCGCCAGGAGGGAACGUGUACGUAAAGUGCACCAGUAUCGCGACAGCUGUCCUUGCGGUCAAUGCACUACACGGUCGCUGGUUUGCUGGACGUGUUAUUACCGCUGCGUAUGUGCCACUGAUCAACUAUCAUACAUUGUUCCCAGAUUCAGCACAAUCGACCGCUUUACUUAAGAUUAAACGAGCAAACUAAAAUGUCCUGAUUUCUAAUAUUUGGGAGUGUUUGGUUGUGUUGGGUAUGCGUGGAUCUGUGCGAGACAGGUGGUGAGAGUAGUCGUUUCAAUGUGAUAUCAAGUCAAAAAAUUACACAUACCAGCGUAAAGUAAAAAACAAAAUGCAGCAGUCACGAGCGCACCAAAAUUUGAAUCUGUUUGAAAUGUCAAACGGUACAAUUUUUCAAAACCGUGCUUCUGAAGUUUCUCAACAAUGAAUGUAUGCUUGAAGCGUGCGUGAGUCAAUUAAGUUAAAUAAGCAUAAAGCCAACUUCUGCUCUGUGUUGAGAGAUCUGGUGUCCAGGUUAUCAUUUUCUUUUAACUUUAGUUUGUUGCAAGUAGAGCGACGAUAUCGUUUAAUAACCUUUCAGGUCAAUUCGGUUUUAGACGAUGGUGUAUUCGCGUUUCAAGAUUGGUUUGACUUUUAAGUGUUCAUACGUGACAUUACAAAUGAAAUAGCAUUGUCAAAUGGUACAGUUUAGUAAUAGGAAUACUUAAAUCUAUGUUGAUAAAAAUAUAGAGGAGACAGUUCAAUACGA